Messenger RNA from Prunus armeniaca (apricot), 1128 nucleotides. The record is from the annotation of a GenBank genome assembly. NCBI's taxonomy places the organism in Eukaryota, Viridiplantae, Streptophyta, Magnoliopsida, Rosales, Rosaceae.
AUGGCGCAAACAGAGGAAGGUGGAAACAGAGCAACCCAACAGGUGUUCUCAAUGCAAGUGAGUAAUUUUCCGGGAGAUCUGCUGCAGAAAAUAGUUUCCGGGAAUGAUUUUCCUGGAAAAUUCGAGGAGCCAACCCAAGAUUCUGAGGAGAUUGAGCUAAGCCUCGGGCUUUCAUUGAACGGUCGAUUUGGGCUGGACCCAAGAGCCAAGUUACUGCCACUCAAACGCUCGUCGUCAAUCCCUGACUUCGCGUCGACCCCAGCAAGAGACGAGGACACGACAUGUGGUGUAUCUGCGCCGUGCAUGGUGCCUCUGAUGAGGACUUGUUCUCUGCCUACGGAAACAGAGGAGGAGUGGAGGAAGAGGAAGGAGUUGCAGAGCUUGAGGAGAAUGGAGGCGAAGAGAAAGAGGUCCGAGAAGCAGCAGAGGAAUUUGAAGGUGCCCAGAGAUCGGAGCAGAGAGAACUUUGAGGAAGAUAGGAGAGGAGGAGAAGCCAUGAAUGGGGUUCAAAGUUAUAGACAAGAGCAGUUUGUGAAGGUGGUGGAUGAGUUUAGAGCUAUGGGGAUCCCCACUUGGGUAUCUGGUGAUAAGGGUAAUUGUCCGGUUCCUCCACCGCCAGCAUCUCAGAGCACAAUUGGGUCUCAAGGAAGUGGCUCAUCUGGGAUUUCAGAAUCUGAGAGCCAUGCUGCUGCUGCUGCUGCUGCUGCUCAAGGAGUGCACAAAUGCACUGAACCAAGAAGCCAUGCCAAUGCUCAGUCUUCUCCAGAGACUGAUAAUAAGGAACUGCUAGUGACCCCUCGAAUGAUAACCACCGAAAGAUCAGGUCAGUUCAACAGAGUCCAAAUGGAAAUUAACUGUGAUAAACCCACAGUUCCAGAAAAAGGAGCCAACAACAUUGUGAGGAAUGUGUUGGAAAAUAUGCCUUGUGUGUCUACAAAAGGUGAUGGCCCCAAUGGGAAAAGAAUAGAAGGGUUUCUUUACAGGUACAAGAAGGGUGAGGAAGUGAGGAUAGUAUGUGUUUGUCAUGGCAGCUUUCUCUCUCCCGCCGAGUUUGUGAAGCAUGCCGGCGGUGGUGAUGUAGCACACCCUUUGAAGCAUAUAGUAGUCAAUCCAUCUCCGUUUUUGUAG